This is a messenger RNA of Dendrobium catenatum, 2772 nucleotides long. Its product is annotated as protein NSP-INTERACTING KINASE 1. Gene Ontology annotation, biological process: protein phosphorylation. Bases 598 to 2472 code for a protein of 624 amino acids. The record is from RefSeq and is a predicted model, not a curated record. The transcript has 11 exons. NCBI's taxonomy places the organism in Eukaryota, Viridiplantae, Streptophyta, Magnoliopsida, Asparagales, Orchidaceae. Gene Ontology annotation, molecular function: protein kinase activity; protein binding; ATP binding.
AGAAAAUGCCUUUACUGCCAAAGCCCCAGGCUUUAAGAUUUUUUUUAGUACUAUUUUCAGUAUUUUGAUAUUUCACAUCAGUAAACAUGUCAUAUAUAUAUUCCUUUAAUUGUAUUCCAUUAAUAAUAAUAACCAAAGCAAAUCCUUGAAGGCUUGAACCACCCCCACCAAAGAAUUUUCUCACUGUUUUUAUUGCAGCAGAGAUUUUCCUUACUGUAUAGGGACCUCAAUGUUUGGGUUUUUUAAUACCUAUAUUUUUCUUUCUCUGUCUCUAUAUCUCUCUUCCGUCUAAACUCAGGGUGGCAGGCACGAGAGUUUUCUACUUUCCUGUCACUCUUUUCUUCUUUUCAUGCCAGCAGGGGGAGGCAGUGAGGACCCUCAUAGCUUUGGCCAUGGCUACUGACACAUUAGAGUUUUGAAGAAGGCUGCAUAUUUACUUCCCACUACCUGCUAGAAUCAAGGAGAGGAGAAAAAAAGAGAGGGGAAAUACAUGACUGCAUUAGACCAGCCCUGCAGGCUGUGACAGUCAGUGGAUUAAAGGAGAGUGAUUUCUAAUUUCUAUUAUAUUGUUUCUUUGCUUUUGGAGGCUUUGCUUCAAUGGGAUCAAAGAAAACAAGCCUUGUUCUUCUCUUGGUUUUGCUCUGCUCCUGUGCUUCUUCUUCACUAGCCUUUCUAUCCCCUAAGGGAGUAAACCCUGAAGUUCUUGCUUUGAUGGAUAUUAAAUCCGCUCUAAAGGAUCCUCAUGAUGUGCUGGAGAACUGGGAUCAGGACUCUGUUGAUCCUUGCAGCUGGAACAUGGUCACUUGUUCUCCAGAAAACUUAGUAAUUGGCCUGGGAACUCCUAGUCAGAAUUUAUCCGGAACUCUCUCUCCAACAAUUGGAAACUUGACUAAUCUUCAAACUGUGCUUCUGCAGAAUAACAACAUAACAGGGCCAAUCCCACUUGAGAUUGUAAAGCUAUCAAAGCUUCAAACUCUUGAUCUCUCCAAUAAUGACUUCACUGGUGAAAUACCCAACUCCGUGGGUCAAUUGAGAAACCUCCAAUACUUGCUUAACAAUAAUAGCUUGUCUGGAGCAUUUCCUCUCUCCCUGGCCAAUAUUACAGAGCUUGCUCUACUGGACUUGUCCUACAAUAAUUUCAGUGGCCCAGUGCCGAAGUUUUCAGCUAGGACUUUCAAUAUUGUAGGAAACCCUCUGGUUUGUGCAACUGGUUCAGAAAAUGAAUGCUAUGGAACUGUGCUGAUACCUAUUUCCAUCAACAGAAAUAAUUCACAGGGAAAUCCAUGCCUAGACAGACCUAAGAGUCACAAGCUUGCUCUUGCAUUGGGAACCAGCAUUGGAUGCCUUUUUUUACUUGUCUUCGGUUUUGGGAUGUUCAUUUGGUGGAGGCAGAGGCACCAUCAGCAGAUCUUUCUAGAUGUCAAUGCAGACCAACAAAAUGAUGAAGUUUGCCUCGGAAACCUGAAGAGAUUUCAGUUCAGAGAGCUUCAGGUUGCAACCGAUAACUUCAGCUGCAAGAACAUAUUGGGGAAAGGUGGCUUUGGGAAUGUUUACAAAGGCCAGCUGCCUGAUGGGUGCUUAGUCGCUGUUAAGAGGCUUAAGGAUGGUAAUGCUGCUGGAGGAGAGAAACAAUUUCAGACUGAGGUUGAGAUGAUAAGCUUAGCAGUUCAUCGAAAUCUUCUCAGGCUCUAUGGGUUUUGCAUGACUGCUACUGAAAGGCUUCUAGUAUAUCCCUACAUGGCAAAUGGGAGUGUUGCAUCCAGACUCAAAGCAAAACCAGCUGUGGAUUGGAGCACUAGGAAGAGGAUAGCGCUAGGAGCUGCUAGGGGACUGCUAUACCUCCAUGAGCAGUGUGAUCCUAAGAUAAUUCACAGAGAUGUGAAGGCUGCAAAUAUAUUGCUUGAUGACUACUGUGAGGCCAUAGUUGGAGACUUUGGCUUAGCAAAGCUUCUUGAUCAUAGGGAUUCUCAUGUUACUACUGCCGUCAGAGGCACUGUUGGCCACAUUGCUCCAGAAUACCUUUCUACUGGUCAGUCUUCAGAAAAAACUGACGUCUUUGGAUUUGGAAUCCUGCUUCUUGAGUUGAUAACUGGUCAGACGGCUCUUGAAUUUGGCAAGUCUGCAAACCAGAAGGGAGCCAUGCUUGACUGGGUGAAAAAGAUCCAUCAAGAGAAGAAGCUUGACUUGUUGGUUGAUAAGGCUCUGAGGGGAAGCUAUGAUCGAAUAGACCUGGAAGAGAUGAUCCAGGUGGCUCUACUCUGCACUCAAUACCUUCCUAGCCACAGGCCAAAGAUGUCAGAAGUCGUUCGAAUGCUUGAAGGUGAUGGACUUGCUGAGAGAUGGGAGGCCUCUCAAAGGCUUGAUCAGCCCAAGUUCAAGAUGCCAGAGCUAUCUUCCUCGGAACGGUACUCAGACCUCACUGAUGAUUCAUCUUUGAUAGUCCAAGCAAUGGAGCUCUCUGGGCCAAGGUGAUAUCAACAAGUUUCUGCAUGCAAAAGGUCAUAACCAUUACAAUAUCAGAAUGUUUGUACAGUGUGUAAGGCAAGUGAGUUCUGAAGCGAGAGUAGAUAUUUAGGGCGUUUUUUUGUCAUGUUGUCUUAUUUAGGUUGUGGAGCUUGUUAAUGGUUUGUGAAUUAUUUAUAAGAAAAGCUAUGUCAUGAAAUGUAUUGUGUGCUUUGUGAAGCAAGGCUUCUUGGUUUAGUUUGAUGUUCUUGUUAAAUACUAUGUUAAAAUAGUAAUCAAAAUUUGAGCAUAAAUUAGAGCUUCAUUUGA